UAUCCGUGCGCCCGGGUCGAUCCACGUCCACGCCGAUCCGGCUCCCCGGGGCUGUCUCCGGGCGGGCGCUAUUCCUCCAUGCCCGCGCCUGAUCCCCGCCCCCCCCCUUCCCCACCUCGCGUGUUUCCGAUCUCCGUACCUGCGCACUGCACGGCGCUGAAAGACAGGAAGCAGCUGUCAGAGCCGGCCGGGAAGACGGGCGCCUCGCACGGCCAGUCAGAGGCGUGGGGCGGGCGGCGCAGCGCCGACUGCGAUUGAGGGCCGCUGCACGACCGAGGACCGGCCAGAAGUGUGUGUGUGUGGGGGAGUUCUUGGCAUUGUUUUGUGCGUGUCUGCGUCUUGCCAUCAGUCUAAAUCAGAAUCCACAGGCCUACAUUUCCAAACCCACAGCACGAAUGUGUCAUUAUGAUCACAUACGCACAGGCUCCCCUUUCCAGCGUAUCGACCCGAGGCGUUCUCCGGUAACCAUACGCACGGUUGCUAGGCGACACUCAAACACUGUUCCAGUUUGUCGUGGAGGCCGUGCGGCGUGGAAGUGGGGUUUUCUGUCGGAUUUCGGGGUGUCGAUUGCCACACCACUUGUCCCCCCUGCUGUAACUAGAUGCAGGGCGCACACAGUUAACAACCGAGAUCCUCCUCUCCAUUCCCUUGGACGGUAAGGCUUGGACACUGAAGAUGACCACUUACGGGAGGCUGGUCAAGGAGGUGGUUCAGCUCCUUGGAAAGUUUGAUCCCGAAAACCAUUGCAUUGAAACCUUCAUAGAGGAUGCCUCAACUACACUAAAGCAUUUAGAUGUUUCUGAAGAGAUGUUUGUAUGGGAUGUCCUGGCCGGCUGUAUUGACUACAAGAAGCUGCUGGACGUAGUGGUUGAUGCAUUUUAUGCCCGUUGUGGUAAAAGCUUUCUUCACUCAGAGCGCAACGUAUUUGCUGUCAUAUGUUACCUGGCCACAUUUCUCCUGGAAGAGCUUGGUUUGCAGCACUUCAGCAACAUUGUCAAAUCCCAGGACGUCAAUAAGAUGUAUAAGUUCCUGGGGUUCUUCUUCGACGUCACGAACCUGAGCACCUGGAUUAAGGACGAAUGGAGUCACAUUUAUGAUGCUCCGUUUGUGGAAAAUAACUGGAUCACACCACUCCUGAGGUGGCAGCCCAAGAUGGAGACUUUAAUGGCCCAGCUGUCUGACAGAGUGACUCGUGGGAGUCCCCUGAAGAAAGCCGCCAAGAAGCACACGGAGCCCAGGGAGUUCGGUCUGACGAGACCCAAGCCCCGCGCCAUCCCCCUGCCAGAGCUGAUCCCCCAGCAGGAGAGACACAAGCCGAUCCCUUCCACUACCUACAGGCCUCCCAGAGAGAUACAGUCCCUGGAGGAAGAGAAACUAAGAAACCGACAGAUGGCAGAGGUGAGGUAGUGGGGCGGAGUGGCU
Lepisosteus oculatus (spotted gar) is the source of this 1422-nucleotide messenger RNA. The record is from RefSeq and is a predicted model, not a curated record. NCBI's taxonomy places the organism in Eukaryota, Metazoa, Chordata, Actinopteri, Semionotiformes, Lepisosteidae.